Messenger RNA from Salvelinus namaycush (lake trout), 2730 nucleotides. Its product is annotated as C3a anaphylatoxin chemotactic receptor. The record is from RefSeq and is a predicted model, not a curated record. Gene Ontology annotation, biological process: phospholipase C-activating G protein-coupled receptor signaling pathway; positive regulation of cytosolic calcium ion concentration; inflammatory response. NCBI's taxonomy places the organism in Eukaryota, Metazoa, Chordata, Actinopteri, Salmoniformes, Salmonidae. The transcript is spliced from 2 exons. Gene Ontology annotation, cellular component: plasma membrane. Gene Ontology annotation, molecular function: G protein-coupled receptor activity; complement component C5a receptor activity. The coding region runs from base 1184 to 2257 and encodes 357 amino acids.
UCCAAUCAACUGAAUUUACCACAGGUGUACUCCAGUCAAGUUGUAGAGACAUCUCAAGGAUGAUCAAUAGAAACAGGAUGCACCUGGGAAGUAUGAGUAUUUGUAGAUGAAAAAUGCAUAUUUGGCAUACAUUAAUGUCAUAAAUAGACAAGAUAUUGAGUUUCUUAAACAAAGGUGCAGACGGAACCGGGAAAUUAGAGGUGGCUUGUCUUGCAAAUGUAUUUUGUAUGAUGAGUAAUUUGUGUAGGUAGGAGGCGUAUGUACCGGCCCAAACAAUAUUACAGUAAUAGAGAUAUGGCUAAAUUAAACUAUAGUAUGGAGUAAGCAAGCUUGAUUAACCAAACCAGUAAUAUUUCUGAUGAUACCAACAGAUUUCUUCACUUUGCUACAGACAAAUUGAAUACGAUCUUUCCAGGAUAGCUUUUCAUUAAUUAGAACUCAGAGGAAUCAAGUGGAUGUGACUUGUUUCAUUUCAUUCCCACCGAUUUUAAGAUUCUGGCACUUUUUAUAUAUUUUUUACAAUAUUUCUUAUUCUUACUUGUGAAUACAAUAAAGUUAGAUUAUAUUCUUUUUACAUUUUAAAAAUAAUUUGUUUCUCUGGAACCAUUCAGAACAUUUGGCUUCAUUAAUUAGUGCAUCAAAAUUCUUGUGUAAUAAAAUCAAAUUGGUAUCAUCAGCAAAGAGAAUGGGAAGUAUGGAACACACAGCAGCAUGGACCUUGAUAUAGAUUAGGAAUAACAAAGUUCCAAUUAUCAAACCCUGUGGCACUCCACAGGAUAUCUUGGCCCUGGUAGAUGCACAGCCGUUUGCAUAAACAAAUUGCUCUCUAUCAUAAACAUGACUAUAUAACCAAUUAUAUGUGUAAUCAUGAACCUUAAUGCAAUUUAGAAAGUAAUAUUUAAUGAUCAACCGUGUCAAAUGCUUUGGAUGUACUGUAGCUCUGUAAGUCUACGCCUAGCCAUCGUUUCAGCUUUCAUUUGACAGCAGAGUUUAUUCCAAUAAUGUGCAAGAGAUGUAUCUGGUUAGAAGUGGGGGAAAUUGCUUUAGUAAGGAUUUGCCUACUGUAUAUUUCGGAUGUUGUUAGCUAGAUGGUAUCAACAGCUGCUGAUGUAGUUUCCUGUGGGUUUGCCUCAGUUCUCUCUUGUGGUUAAAACUGAAACCAUUUAGAAAGGAAAGCUCAAAGAUGGGGGACAACAUGAAUUUCUCAAAGCAUUAUGUCACAGAAGAUCAUGGGGAGUUUGACUUGUAUUAUGACCCGUUAUAUGAAAUCUCUGUGUCAGAACAAGGGCAUCGAUCCAUAUCAGUGGUGUCCAUAGUUCUCUGCAGCAUUGCCUGUGUCCUCGGUAUCCCAGGCAAUGCCUUUGUCAUCUGGAUAGCUGGAGUGAAGAUGAAGAGGACAGUCAACACUGUCUGGUUUGUAAACCUGGCUGUAGCAGACCUCCUCUGCUGUGUCUCCAUACCCUUCUCCAUAGCUGACAUCAUACUGAACCCUCACUGGCCUUAUGGAGAUGCUAUGUGUAAGAUUCUUCCGUCCAUGGUCGUCCUCAACAUGUUCGCCAGUGUUUUCACACUGGUUCUAAUCAGCCUGGACCGCUUUGCUCUGGUCAUCCUGCCUGUCUGGGCCCAGAACCACCGGAGCAUCACCCUGGCCUGGCUGCUCUGUGGUCUGGCCUGGGUCCUGGCCCUGCUCCUCAGCCUCCCCUCUAUGAUCUACAGAGAAAUAGAAGUCCAUGAUGAUAUGAACAUAACACUGUGCAUCUAUAACCACCUACAAGACAAAACUGAGGGCAACCAGUCGGCUAUCAAAGCCACCCACGUCACCAGGCUUAUACUCGGCUUCCUCAUCCCCCUACUGGUCAUCGCUGUCUGCUACCUGCUGAUCGGUAGGAGGGUGAGCAGCGGCCGCUUUAAAUCCCAGAGGGCCUUCCAGAUAAUUUUGGUUGUGGUGACAGCGUUCUUUGUGUGUUGGCUGCCUUAUCACGUCAUUGGACUGAUGAUCGAGUAUGGCGAGGAAGCCUCCCAGGACAUGGCCAGGGCUCUAGACCCCCUGGCCAUCUCUCUGGCUUACGUCAACAGCUGUCUCAACCCUGUCCUGUAUGUGUUCAUGGGUCAGGACUUCAAGGAGAGGGCCAGGGUUUCUCUAAGUAAAAUAUUUGAGAAGGUCUUCAGCGAGGAUGUGACUCUGCGUUCCUCUGUGUACUCCAAGGGACAGUCACAGCUCUCACGGGCCACCAACUCGUCUGAGGCUCAAGUCUGAGUCAGAAAUGUCUGACCUAAAAUGAGUAUAAUCUGAUAUAUAAAACAUUUUACAAGCAAUUAAGACUGACAAUAACAAAAGAGGGUUUAAAGUUCAGUCCAUGCCUUAUUUGAAAUGUUGCAUGCAUGGCUUUUUGUAUAAAGCUGUUGGGUUUUUGUUUGCAAUUUGUCCUAAACUCUCUUCUGUUACACUUGUUUUUCUUAUUAGUGGGGUGUGGAGGAAGGAAGUAACAACACUGUAGAUUACUCUGAUGAAGACAUACCAAAUGAAAAAAGUUUGUCACCCACCCAUCUUACACUUUCAUGUAGCACUGCAUCUAUCAUUUAAAAAAACAAACCAAGAAAUAUCAACUGGUGCUGGUUGGUGUAGUUGGUCUCCCGAGUGGCGCAGUGUUCUAAGGCACUGCAUCUCAGUGCAAGAGGUGUCACUACAGACUCUGGUUCGAAUCUAGGCUGUAUCACAUCCGGCCGUGA